Molecule: messenger RNA, 714 nt
Organism: Fragaria vesca subsp. vesca
Lineage: Eukaryota; Viridiplantae; Streptophyta; Magnoliopsida; Rosales; Rosaceae
Exons: 1
Coding region: 1-483 (160 amino acids)
Biological process (GO): response to auxin
Source: RefSeq, a predicted model, not a curated record
AUGGAUUCAAAGAAGUCUAACAAGAUCAGGGAGAUUGUGAGGCUUCAGCAGAUUCUCAAGAAGUGGAGAAAGAUCGCUAACUCGCCGAAAGCGAACUCCAUUACCACCAGUAGCAGCAACAAGAGCAUCAAGUUUCUGAAAAGAACACUUUCUCUAUCAGACAAAACCGGCAGUACCUGUGAUGCUUCUAACAAUGCUCAUGUCCCCAAAGGGUACCUUGCUGUUUGUGUUGGAGACGAGCUCAAGAGAUUCGUCAUUCCAACAGAUUAUCUUGGCCGUCCUGCUUUUCAGUUUCUGCUGAGAGAAGCUGAGGAGGAGUUCGGGUUUCAGCAGACUGGCGUUCUGAGGAUUCCGUGUGAGGUUUCUGUAUUUGAAGAGCUUUUGAAGAUGGUGGAGGAAGAUAGGGAUACAUUCUUCAUGCAAGGAUGCUAUUCAGAAAGCCAGCUCAACUUUUACCACCCAGAAAGCCCAAUGUGCAGAUAAUAGUUUGAAGUUUUCUUUUCGGGUAACUCAUUUAGAUCGCUUCUUCAUCAGAUGAGAAGGAGAAGCAUUUUUAUGUUGGGUAUGUAAUGUGUAUAUCAAAUCUGAUGCAUUUUCUCAGGCAUCAAAUCCAAUAUCUCAUUCUGUUUAUAUAUCUAAUUGCACAUCUUAUACCCAAUCAACAAACAAGCAUUUCUUCCCAAAACUAAUGCAAAUAAAACUCCAUACUCAUAU